AUGGCGGAGGCGAGCAACAACAAUUUGUUAGCGGCAGGAGCCUGGAGCAACUGCAGCGGAGCUGUGCGUGCUGGAGAUCGAGGCGAUCCUGGUGUCCUGGGCAGCAAGGAAGAGGAUCGAGAAGCAGCUCCCAGGUGCUCCUGGGCAGCGAGGAAGAAGAUCAAGCGGAGCUGCGCGUUCUGGGGAUCCUGGCGACCUGGGUAUCGAGGGGACCAAGGGAUUGAGGGGGCCAAGGGACCAAGGGACCAUACGAGAAGCAGCGCCCAGGGAGUAUAUUUGAAGCGCUUCAUCAGAGAAGCUCAGAGAACACUCGUCUCCGACAGGAUGAAAAAGAACUCCGCCGCCGCCGCAAUGGGCAAGAAAGGCAAGUCGCCGGCGGCGCCUCCGGAGGUUGUUCCGGACAGCGCGUACCUCGAGGCGGUGACGCAGAAGAGGAUCUCCUUGUUCGAGGCGAUCCAGGCCAGGCAGGCCCUCGAGCGCCUCAGCAUCGCCGGCGAUCCCAUCAGGAUAACAUUGGUUCUUGAUGGCCAAGUCAAGGGAGGCAAGAGGUGGAUAUCAACGCCAAUGGACGUCGCCAAGGAGGUAUCGAGCAGGCGAGAAGCAGCUAGCUUUCUGAUUGCUCGAGUGAACGGAGCGCUGUGGGAUAUGGCGAGACCACUGGAAGGCGACUGCGAACUGGAGCUGUUUGGCUUCGACACAAAAGAUGGGCGCGACACCUUCUGGCACUCGAGUGCACAUAUCCUUGGGGAGGCACUUGAGAGGGCAUAUGGAUGCAAGCUCUGUAUCGGACCUUGCGUUACAAGAGGGGAGGGCUUCUACUACGACGCCUACUACGGUGAUGUGACAUUGAAUGAGGCGCACUUCGGACUCAUUCAAGCACAAGCUCGAAAGGCUGUUGAUGAAAAGCAGCCAUUUGAACGCAUUAAGGUCUCCAGGGUGGAAGCUCUUGAAAUGUUUGCUGAAAACCAAUUCAAGGUUGAAAUCAUCAAGGAAUUGCCCGAGGACUUGGCGAUCACAGUGUACAGGUGUGGUGAUUUGGUAGACCUCUGUCGUGGCCCGCACAUCCCGAAUACUUCAUUUGUCAAAGCCUUUGCCUGCACCAAUGCUUCGUCAUCAUACUGGAGAGGGAAAGCAGAGCGUGAGAGCCUGCAGAGAGUAUAUGGAGUUUCUUUUCCUGAUUCCAAACGCCUCAAAGAUUACAGCGAUAUGAUGGAGGAGGCUCAAAGAAGGGAUCAUAGGAAACUAGGGCAGAAGCAGGAGCUCUUCAUUUUCAAUCCAGUCAGUCCUGGAUGCUGCUUCUUCCUUCCACAUGGUGCUAGAAUACUUAACAAGUUGAAGACAUUUAUGCAGCAGGAGUACUGGGAGAGGGGCUACGAGGAGGUCGUGACCCCAAAUGUUUACAACAUGAGCCUGUGGGAGACCUCUGGACAUGCUGCGAACUACAGGGAGAACAUGUUUGUUUUCGAGGUUGACGGGCAGGAGGUUGGUCUGAAGCCAAUGAACUGUCCUGGCCACUGCGAGAUCUUUCGCCACAGGACUCGUUCGUACAGAGAGCUGCCACUCCGCAUGGCGGAUUUCGGUGUGCUUCACAGGAACGAGGCUAGUGGUGCACUGACAGGCCUGACACGAGUUAGGAGGUUCGUGCAGGACGACGCUCAUAUCUUCUGCAGGGAGAGCCAGGUCAAGGAUGAGGUUGAGGGUGUCCUGAAGUUCAUCGAUGAUGUUUACAAAAUAUUUGGGUUUGAAUAUGAGUUGGAGUUAUCCACAAGGCCAGAAAACUAUUUAGGUGAUGUUGAAACCUGGAACAGAGCGGAGCAUCAGCUGAAAGAAGCCCUGACGGCGUCUGGGAAGCCAUGGAAGGUUAAUGAAGGGGAUGGCGCUUUCUAUGGCCCGAAAAUUGAUAUCGGCGUGUUCGAUGCCCUCAAAAGGAAGUUCCAGUGUGCGACUCUGCAGCUGGAUUUUCAGUUGCCCAUCAACUUCAAGCUGACCUAUGCCCCCGAAGAGCAAGGCAAGCUCGAGAGGCCCGUUAUGAUCCACAGGGCGAUCCUUGGAUCUUUUGAGAGGAUGGUCGCCAUUCUAUUGGAGCAUUACGGUGGUAAAUGGCCACUGUGGCUGAGUCCUCGCCAAGCUAUUGUCUGCCCUACCGCCCCUAAACCAGAAUCUGGGUAUAACAAGGAGGCUAUACUGGAGUAUGCAAAGGAGGUUCGUGGUAAGAUGCACAAAGCUGGGUUCUAUGUUGACGUCGACAUGACUGACGAAACAUUCAACAAGAAGGUGGCGCUGGCUCAGGCAGCCCAGUACAACUAUAUUCUUGCCGUGGGCCCAACAGAGGUGAAUUCUGGGGAGGUCACCAUUAGGGUGAGAGACAAAAAGGAUCAAGCACUAUCUACAGUUAGCGUUGAUGACGCCAUCAGGCGUUUUAGGGAAGAAGUGGCAGCAUUCCAAUGAUAUUUUUAGUUCGCAUUUCCCUUCUUUUUUCAUUUCCUAUUUAUAUUAAGCUUAGUGAACAAGUGUUUCUGGUGUUAGUGUAAUGACAAGAGUGGAUGUUAUGUGUGGAAGUUAUCCCUGUCCUGAAUUUGUCA
Molecule: messenger RNA, 2582 nt
Organism: Lolium rigidum
Lineage: Eukaryota; Viridiplantae; Streptophyta; Magnoliopsida; Poales; Poaceae
Product: threonine--tRNA ligase, mitochondrial 1-like
Exons: 5
Coding region: 1-2448 (815 amino acids)
Biological process (GO): threonyl-tRNA aminoacylation
Cellular component (GO): mitochondrion; chloroplast; cytoplasm
Molecular function (GO): threonine-tRNA ligase activity; ATP binding
Source: RefSeq, a predicted model, not a curated record